This is a messenger RNA of Carassius carassius (crucian carp), 1948 nucleotides long. Its product is annotated as cytoplasmic polyadenylation element-binding protein 1-like. Gene Ontology annotation, cellular component: neuron projection; cytoplasm; nucleus. NCBI's taxonomy places the organism in Eukaryota, Metazoa, Chordata, Actinopteri, Cypriniformes, Cyprinidae. The record is from RefSeq and is a predicted model, not a curated record. Gene Ontology annotation, molecular function: translation factor activity, RNA binding; mRNA regulatory element binding translation repressor activity; ribosome binding. The transcript is spliced from 12 exons. Bases 168 to 1772 code for a protein of 534 amino acids. Gene Ontology annotation, biological process: negative regulation of cytoplasmic translation.
CGUGCUGGAGUCAUGCACCUGUUUAAUCCGAGAAUGACUGAAACGUGCUCUGGUUUGAACCCUAACGUGUGGUUGAGCAGCAGCCUAACACUCGUUAUGAGUUCAGCGUCCUGAACUGUCUUAUUAAGUCAAAGGUAGCGUCUUUUUUGUCUUUUUGAGCAGCUCUAAUGGAUUUCUACAGGAGAGAGAAAACGGACUGCAAUGCUGCAUAUGGAGAUCCUGGAGCUCACAGGCCCUUUGGGCUGUUCACAGGAGCCAAUCCGCUAAACAUUUGGAAACACAUCACAGAUGGUUCGGGCACAGCCUGCUCUCCGCUGGUUAGCAGCAUGCUGUUGGCUCCAGAGCAGCAGGAUCCUCUGGCUGCUGUGCCCAGUGUUGAUGAGCUCAGUCUGGGCCUGCUGUCUCUGAGCUUCCCCUACUGGAAGCAGCAGCCCUGGAGCCGCCCCGAGUCCCAGCGGCCGACCCAACCCUGCUCCCAAACGCCCGCGUUGGAUCUCUUGGGUGCUUCAGAAGGUGCUGAUUUGGGUCAGCAGCACUCUUUCCGGGCCCACGUGUCUGCGUCUGGAGAUCCACUGGAGCGCUUCUCCAGCCUGAUGGCGGCGCUGGAGCCUCACUCUCUGCUGCACUCAGGAUCCAGCAGUCCCGUCAACUCAGAGAACAGUGUGAUCUCAUCAGGAUCUGACCACCUGGUCUCUCUCAGAGUCUCUCCUCCGUUGCCCCUGUUGCUACCCAGACUGCAGGCGGAGGGUGUCAACCUAGACACAGAUGCUCGUUUAGAGCAGAAUCCCCUCAACACCUUUACAAGCACUCCCAGUGCUCGGGGCGAGGAGUCAGAGGUCGGGUGCUGGUCCACAGGUCCCGCCUGGCCCGGCUGGGACGCUUUGGGCUUGAAAAAACCCACGUUCUGCAUCGAGAGAGAGGCGAAACUACAUAAACAAGCUGCAGCCGUAAAUGAAGCCACUUACACCUGGGAGGGACUUCUUCCUCCACGCCACUACAAAAACCCUGUUUACUCCUGUAAAGUGUUUCUGGGAGGAGUGCCAUGGGACAUCACAGAGGCGAGUCUUUUGAACACAUUCAGUGUUUUUGGUCCAUUGAAAGUCGAGUGGCCUGGGAAAGAUGGUAAACAUCCACGUUGUCCUCCGCAAGGUUAUGUGUAUCUGCUGUUUGACUGGGAGAAGUCAGUGAAGACGCUCCUGCAGAUCUGUACUCAGCACCGUCUGCAGUCUGACGAUUAUCUCGAGUUCUACUACAAACUGUCCAGCAGGCGGAUCCAAAGCAAAGAAGUACAGGUCAUCCCGUGGGUGAUCUCAGACAGCAAUUUUAUCCGCUGUCCCUCCCAGCGCCUCUGCCGCAGUAAGACGGUGUUCGUUGGCGCUCUGCACGGGAUGUUAAACGCAGAGGGUCUGGCCCACAUCAUGGACGAGCUCUUCGGAGGGGUCAUGUAUGCAGGCAUCGACACAGACAAGCACAAAUAUCCCAUAGGCUCUGGCAGAGUGACGUUCAGAAGUCAGAGGAGCUACUUGAAAGCCGUGACCGCAGCGUUUGUGCAGAUAAAAACCUGCAAGUUUACCAAGAAGGUCCAGAUUGACCCGUAUCUGGAUGACUCCAUGUGCCAAAUAUGUAACAGUCAGCCCGGGCCGUUCUUCUGCAGGGCUCAGGCCUGUUUUAAAUACUACUGUCGGUCAUGCUGGCAUUGGCGGCACUCUCUGGACGUGUUGAGCAGCCAUCAGCCUCUCAUGCGCAACCAGAAGAGCCUGAACCACAAAUAAACCGGCCAGCCGGCCGGUGUGGGGAAGAGUCCGGACUGAGUUCACUGUUUUGAGGAAGGAAGUCAAUGCGUUGUAUUGCACUCGCUCUCGUUCUUGUUCAUUAAGCCUCUAUGCACUCUAAAGUGUUCAUUGAUGUUAUCAUCACAGUUAACCAGACAGCCAUCACCAUGGAGAUC